AUGUAUGACUACAGACGCUCGUUGCGAUCUGAAGACAUACUCACCCAGACGGUAUGCCUCACGGUCAGUACGUGCUGUCUUGGGAUGCGCUUGUAUUCGAAGAUCUCCAUCACACGAGCUCCAGGAUAUGCCGCCAUCACUUUCGAGACAGACCGACAUGGUAACGGCAUUCACCAAUUGGCUGUCGCUGCAUCUGAUCUAAGAGAAUUCUCAAAGCUUGCGAACGCAUCGCAGGUCCUCUACGGCCCUUUGAUCUAUAUCACUAAGCUAUCCAUCCUACUCUUAUAUCUCCGCCUCUUCGCGCCGUCGACUCGCAACACGCCUUUCUGGCUCAUCCAAACCCUCAUCUGGAUGAAUUUCCUCUUCUACUUCGCCGACACUAUCGUCAAGAUCUGCGAAUGCAAACCUCGCUCCAAGAUCUGGGACCAAGACAUCCCCGGGCAGUGUAUCAACAUCAACAUCCCAAUUCUGGUCACGUCCAUCGUGAACGUUGUUUCGGACUUUCUCAUGCUUCUGCUUCCAAUUGUCUGUGUCUGGCGCUUACAGAUGACCUGGUGGAAGAAGAUGGGCCUGUCGGCUGUAUUUGCAGCCGGCAUCUUUGCUUGCAUCUGCAGCGUGAUGCGUCUCGUCGUCAGUGUCCGAAACCGCACCACAAGGGACAGAACGCAUGACUGGUUCCCGGAGUUCCUAUGGACGCAUUCGUCCCAGAAAGCCAAGGCUUGGGUAUCGAGCAUCGGCACGGGGAGCGCUUCAAUCCAGGUGAAGGGACCCCUUGCCGCCAGCAACCCGGCAAUGCGGAUUAUUCCGCAGCGGCUCUGGAAAUCUGGACACGACUGCACGGGCACGGAGUCGACGGCAGAUAACUACUGGGAGAUGAGGGAUGUUGGGGCUUAUCGAGGGAUUUGCUAUACUACGACGGAGGCUACCGCCAAUCGGAGCGUACCAGAGGGAAUCAAUGUGGAUGUCCCCAAUUCAAGAAAGCAGCAACACCGUCGUCGCCAACCGCAGUCCAUAACCGUCGUGAUGGCUCAGGAACGCUCCGGAAUCGUGGUCGGCCUCAACAAGGGUCACAAGACCACCCCUCUCAACACCCCCAAGACCCGGGUCAGCCGUACCAAGGGCCAGUCUUCCCGCCGUACCGCUUUCGUUCGUGAGAUCGCCCGCGAGGUUGUCGGUCUUGCCCCCUAUGAGCGCCGCAUCAUCGAACUCCUGAGAAACACUCAGGACAAGCGCGCUCGUAAGCUCGCCAAGAAGAGGCUCGGUACCUUCGGCCGUGGCAAGAGAAAGGUCGAGGACAUGCAGCGGGUCAUCGCCGAGGCCCGUCGUGUUGGUGCUCACUAA
Aspergillus uvarum CBS 121591 is the source of this 1341-nucleotide messenger RNA. RefSeq lists its product as uncharacterized. Gene Ontology annotation, cellular component: ribosome. Gene Ontology annotation, biological process: translation. The transcript is spliced from 9 exons. The record is from RefSeq and is a predicted model, not a curated record. Gene Ontology annotation, molecular function: structural constituent of ribosome. NCBI's taxonomy places the organism in Eukaryota, Fungi, Ascomycota, Eurotiomycetes, Eurotiales, Aspergillaceae. Bases 1 to 1341 code for a protein of 446 amino acids.